This is a messenger RNA of Centruroides sculpturatus (bark scorpion), 594 nucleotides long. Its product is annotated as transcription initiation factor TFIID subunit 8-like. NCBI's taxonomy places the organism in Eukaryota, Metazoa, Arthropoda, Arachnida, Scorpiones, Buthidae. The transcript has 5 exons. The annotation marks the transcript as partial. Gene Ontology annotation, biological process: transcription initiation at RNA polymerase II promoter. Gene Ontology annotation, cellular component: transcription factor TFIID complex. The record is from RefSeq and is a predicted model, not a curated record.
UCAGGAAUUGAUGUUGAAGCAAUACCACCAUAUGCAAAGAGAUCAAACAGAUUAACUUUACCAUUAUCGCCCAAUCCUCAGAAAAUGACGACAACAAAAAUUCUUCAGGCCGGAGAGAAGCGUGCACAUCCUAGUUACAUUCCCGAACAUUAUCCUCAGUUUCCUGAUCCACAUGCAUACAUCAGAACUCCAACACACAAACAACCUGUUACAGAAUACGAGGCAAUCCGAGAAAAGGCAGCCAGUCAAAAAAGAGACGUAGAAAGAGCACUUACAAGAUUUGUAGCAAAGACUGGAGCUACUCAGUCUCUAUUUCCUGAUGACACUACUUUAUUUCCAUUGAUUGCCUGCAAGCCUGCACCUAACAGUUAUUUAAAUGCUUUACUGCCAAAAGAUCAGAUUUUUGAAGAAGAAGAAGAAAAAACUGAGACCAAAACUAAGGAAGAUCAGCAACAACCUGCAGAUCAGACAAAUCAAAAAGCAGAUAACAGUGAUAUUGAUAUUAUGGAUAAUCCCUACUUAAGACCAGUAAAAAUGCCAAGAAAGAGAAAAAGAUGAACACUGUAAAUUGUGUAAUAAAUUUUUGUAUUUUAA